Monoraphidium neglectum is the source of this 504-nucleotide messenger RNA. RefSeq lists its product as hypothetical. The transcript has a single exon. Lineage: Eukaryota; Viridiplantae; Chlorophyta; Chlorophyceae; Sphaeropleales; Selenastraceae. The annotation marks the transcript as partial. The record is from RefSeq and is a predicted model, not a curated record.
AUGAGACUGCACGAGUUCCGUGGCGACAUAGAAGCCCAUGGCGUGGAGGCCGAGGAGGGGACCGCGUCGUCCGACGCCUUUAAUAGCUGCAUGGCGCCCGACUCGUGCGCGAACGACGGCGGCGCCAGCAACAGCGAUGGAGUGCAUGGGGUCGCAUCCCUGGGGGUCUGGAAACGCAACGACAAGGGCUGCGACUGCGCGGGCUCGGGCAAACCCCGCCUCACCUGUAUUUAUGAGGACGGCGACGGCAAUAGUGCCGUCGUCUCCUUUGAUGGCGGCGGCGGCAAUGGUGUCGAAGUGUCCGUUGGCGACGGUCGCGGCGGCCGUGUCGUCGUGUCCCUGCAGUCUGGGGUUGUCAACAAUGCUGCCGCCGGCGGCUUCACCUUCGCUGCGCCCAAGCAGCAGACAUACGAGGCGGACAGCCAGAGCGCCUGGUUGGGCGGCGGCGGCGGCCACGGCGGUUGCCGAACCGGUGAUGGUGACGGCGGCGGCGACGGCGGCGGC